CUGGCUCUGGCUGGCCAGCUGAUCGUUGUUCAGUGACGUUACGAUGGAAGUGUAAGGUGGAGCCAUAGUGUUUCAUUUCAGUUAUAAUGGAGCAUAACAACAUAGAUGCUUGCAUAGAAGAAUGGGAAACUCUGAGUAACGAAUACAGAACUUUGGAGAAAGUCCACAAGGAAUACAGACUAAAAUUAGAUGAGUUAACACAGCUACAGCAGAAGUGCAUCAAAGGCAUAGCACAUCAGCGGUACAGAAUUGGCAUUAUUAAACAGUCAUUGAAAAAUUCUAAGAACAAGUCCUUUGGACAAGACCUGCAAAAUUCUAGAUUAGAUCACACAGAUGACCAGGACAAUGCUGAAAGAAAUGAGUUACUUCAGACAGACCUCAUUCGUCGUAAAGCCCAACUUUACGAUAUGGAGAACAACAUUCCAAAGCAGAGUGGCCUAUAUUUGAAAAUUAUUCUUGGAAAUAUCAAUGUUUCCAUUUUGAAUAAAGAUGAUAAGUACAGAUAUAAAGAUGAAUAUGAGAAGUUUAAGCUCGUCAUCAACUUAGUUGCAUUUGCCAUCUCUACAUUCAAUCUUUUAACAAACUUCAGGACUGUUGAUCUCGUUCACAUGUUUCUUUUGGUUUGGUACUACUGUACGUUGACUAUCAGAGAGAGCAUUCUUAAGGUCAAUGGAUCAAGAAUCAAAGGUUGGUGGCGUGCACAUCAUUUUAUAUCAACAAUCCUGUCUGGAAUUCUUUUGAUUUGGCCCAAUGGUGAGACCUACUAUGCCUUUCGAAAGCAGUUCAUGUUGUUCAACAUGUAUAUCAGCUUUGUACAGUACCUACUAUUCAUGUACCAGCGUGGUUGCCUUUAUCGUCUGAAAGCUCUUGGAGAACGUGACAACAUGGACAUUACAGUGGAAGGCUUCAAUUCUUGGAUGUGGCGUGGACUUGGCUUCAUUAUUCCCUUCCUUCUUAUAGGAUAUAUUUGGGAAUUGUAUAAUGCUUAUACUCUGUACCUUUUGUCUUUUACUGAUGAUGCAGAAUGGCAUGUGUUUACUCUAGCAAUUUUCUUCCUCAUCCUAUUCCUGGGUAAUACACUAACCACCCUCUCAGUCAUACCCCAGAAGAUUAAAGAACGCAUGAAAUUCAAGUAUCGCUUCACUAGGCUUGACAAAUACAUUUGGACGCAUAAAAAGAGAAGAGUGUCCUUCAGAAAUCUUGACUCGCCUCAGCGACGGACACCAGCAGCUAGGGCUGCUUCCUUCAAACGAGAACGCCCAAAUGUUAAGGAGGAAGACGAAGGAACAGGUCAACAGGAUAAGGGAUUGCCCCUUGAAGAAAAGCACAUCAAUAAUGAAAAUGAAAAUAUGACCACUGAAGGUGAAAUGAACAAGCUGUUAGAUGAUGUGACAAAGGACAUAGAUUUUGAGAAAGUUGAUAAAGAGAAUGAAGAUGAUGUAACAGAUUCAGAUGCAGAUGAUGACAUUCUUGAUUCUGAAGAGACUCCAAAUCCAGAGGACAAAUUAUCUGAGGAAUCAAAGAAAGAAAAAUGAGCAAGGAACAUUAAUUGUAAGUGUUAAAAGGUACAGUUAGUUGAAAUGUAAGCAUUUAUAUAUUUUAAUACUAUCAAAAUCAAAAAUAUAAAUUGUCAAAUGGAGUUGUAAAAUUAUCUUCCAGUCAAGUAGGCCUAAAAUACAGUUCUUCAUAUUUUUUUGUAAUAAAAAAUUAUAUUUGUGAUUUUGCAACAGAUUUUAGAGUACUGUAUUUUCGUGAAUGUCUUGCCAUGUAGAUUUUUUCAAGAUGAGUAACUUUUAUGUGGGUAAUUGUUAGAGAUUUUAAUGGACAAUAAUGAAAGAUUUCUUGAAACUGUUCUAACAGCAGAGUCAUAUAUUGCAUCAAAAUUUAUUGCAUGCCAAUACAUUCAGUAGAAAUCACUUAGAAAUCAUUACCCCUCUCUGCAGCUAGACCUAUUUUUGUCUAAUCUUUCGGGUGUCUCCAUUGCAUGUCUGGUUAUAUGAGCACCAUGAUUUUGUACUGUACAUUGUCUUCGCAAACAAAAUUUGUAUGACUUGCCACUUUAUUUUCCACAGAACCUCAGGUAUUUCACAACCCAGUACUUUCCAAUUGCUUACUCAAGCGUGUGUCUACUAGUGUUGUCAUGUGUUGAGAGGAACAAAAAUAUGUAUGUGGUAAAGUACUUAGCAGUUGCAUGUGUUCAAGUUUCUUCCAUAAAUAAAAAGUUAUGCCAACAGGAUAAAAUGAUUCAAUGUUUAUGUUCUUGGACAUAAGAGGUUCAAGUAUGAGAUUUGAUGGGCUUCAUUGUGCUGAUCAAUAUUAACUUUUUUUUUUUUAAAUCUGUAUAAGGUAUUCAUUUUAUUUUUUGGCAUCAAGAGGAAGAAAGUUGGGCUGUUUACUCUAUACUUUUUAAAGGAGCCUAUGAAGACUAUCUUUGAGAAAUCAUACAAUUAUCGUUCUACUUAAUGAUUCUUUUACACAUGCUGUUGGCAUUGUGUUUUUAAUGUUCCAUUCAACCCUUGGAAAACUUUGAUUGACCACUUCAGAACAAUAACUGGUAAUGCAUGUAUGAAGUCUGAAAUCUCAGACAGUUUGAGUUUGAAUGCAUGAGUUGCGUUAACUUCUCUUUUUUUUUUUUUUUUUUACGUAAGUCAUACUAAAUAUCAAUCAUAGAUUUAUAUCCAUUUGAGAGUAUUAGUCUCAUAGCAGGACUUAGCUUGCCCUGAAAUCAGUUAAUAACUAACAAGAAAUAAAUGAGAGCAAAAUUAAAAAUUAUCUAGCAUUGAAAAUACUUUAGCUUUUAGCAACUACACAACAGUUCACAGAAGUCAUGAUGAUAAACAGUGAAAAGUAAAAGAAAAUCCUACCUACAUGUGUGCUCAGUUCAGAAUCCAGGAGUAUCAGAGUAUGCAAUAAUAUAGUAACUUAAAUAUAGAGAUAUGGUUGUUCUAGAUGUUUUGUGUAUAAUAUACAUUAUCCCAAAAUAUGAAGUCUGUAUAUCAUAACUUUUUUUAGGAAAAUUUACAUUAUUUUCUUAGUUUAUACUAGGAGAAAAUUUAUUAUUAUUAUUAUAUAGGCAGUUUUAAGGCUAGUAAUGGCUGUGGGUCCUCAGAUGGAGCAGUCUCAUACAAAAGAGCUGUGGAAAAUUUGUAUGGACAGUGGAAAUAUAACUACAUCUGAAUUAUGGUUCAUAAGUGAAUAUGUUCAUUUUAAUAAAUAUAUAACCUCAGCAUUUAAAGCUCAAAUGGUGAAUUGAAGUAAGCUUCAAAAGACUGUGUCAAGCAUAACAGCAACCAACUUAAUUUUACUGUUUGGCUGUGAGGAAGUUUUCUUAAACCAGGAUGUACUGACCUAGCAUGAUUUGAUUUUAAAAUUAAUACUAAUUAAGUAGAUGAACCUCUUGUUAUUAAGAGCAAUUCUUUAUUUUUCCUUUUGUUUUCUAGUCAGACACAUGAUCAUCAUGUAAACAGAAUAUUUAGUAUAUUAACAAUACUAAUAGAUAGUACACUUAAUGGAUAGGAAACCAUUUAAUAAUUCUAGUCACAAUGUAAAAUGUAACUAAUUUUUGUACCCAGUUAUACAGACAAACCACUUAAGCACUGAGGGUUCCUAGUUAUAGAAAUCCAUAGGUAUCACUUACACUAGGUAUGGAAAUCCAUAGGUAUCACAUACAGUAAAAUAGUUGAUAGUAAACAUUCGUAGGGAUGCACUAAAAUUACAAUUUUGUAUCAAAAGAGAAUGAACAGCUUGAUAUUGGAAAUUGUUAGUGCCUUCAAGUGACAUUCCGGAGUGAUUUUUGUUAAAUUUUUAUAUGCACGGUUGUUGAAUAGGAUACUGUACAGGCAAAUCAGGCAUUUCCAGUAUCCUAGUUCUAAGUGCUUUAAAAUGAUUUCCGUCCACAAAUAAUGUGUACUUUUAGUUUUCAUAAAUUUUCACUUGCAAAAUGAACAUUCAGAAUUACCAGGUCUACAAAAUAUUUCAGCACUUUAUUAAGGCACUAGACAAAUGGAUUUUCUCCUGUGGGGUUCGGUUCAUUUGUGUUCUCUUAGCCCAACUGAUUUCCUAAAUACUUCAGAGUACAAGUCUAAUUUAAUUUUAAUUUUCUUGUCAAAUUUAUAUUUCAAUGAUUUACCAGUCAAUCAAGUUUUCCCAGGUUGAAACAUUCUCAGGCUUCUCUUAUUUAACAUUUACACAUUUAAAUAACGCUGGGUUGAAAUUAAGGUAUGUGUUGUAGUCUUAUUGCUCACUAGUUUAUCAGAUUUUGCUCUCUUCAGCCAAACAGGUUUUGCUUUUGGAAAUAAUGCAUUAAAACUUUUAACAAAUUUUUUUAAAAUUUAAUAUCAGGUAGCCAAGUAUGCAUUUAAAAUCAAAUAUAGAAGUUGUGCAUCUCUUUGAGAUAAGGUGCGUUAAUAUUUUCGAGCCAAACGAAAGACUACUUGUAACUUAUUAAACAGUGGUUAUUGUGAAAUAAAAAUAUAGGGAUGAUUUUUCCUGCUUCAGAUUUUUUGUAUUCAACAAUAUUAUAACCAAAAAGGUAACAGAUAGAAUAUUCUGAAAUAUCCUUACUUUUUUUUUAUAUAUAUACAGAAUUUUUUUGCCUUAGCUCAUUCUGAUAUAUAAUUAUGUUUUUUUUUUAUUAUUUGCCAAUUCAGAGGAUAUCCAACAAUUUGUAAAAAUGUAUAAGAAAUAUAUCUCGGCAAGAGCAAGUAUCUUCUGAGUUCUAACUGGAUUUGUUUGUUAAAACACUAAUGCAUUAUUGCAGAUAUUUUACCCUAAGGCAAAUAUGAAAAAUUCAUUCUCAGAGAAGCACAAAUAAUUUACACUUAGCUCUUAAGAUUUAAUUUUGUAUGGACAACAUUAGUUAAGUAAAAUAUGGUACAUGUAUUAUGAUUUUUUGUUCUUUUACAAUGAUAAACCUUAUUAUGCUAAUGGUGAUGGUGUGGAAAAUGCAAACAGGCAGUCAAUAAAUUAUGUAAUGAACUUUAGGAUUUAAAAUCUAUGAUUACCAACAAAAUUUAUGGCAGAUCUUUUAGAACAAGGUAAAUGAACUUCAUAUACAAGUACUGUGAUUAAGCUGCCUAUUGAUUUAUGUUUGCUUAAAGUUAAGCAGAUGGCCUGGAUAACUAAUCUCAAGAUAAAACUUAUUCAUUCACAUAGGUAAACAGCAUUGCAAGAUAUCAGUAAUCACCGAAAUAGUAGAAGCUUUCUAAAGUUUCACAGUAAAUAACAUGAAAAGACAUUAAUAGAAAGAACGUUGCUAUUACCUGUAAUGCAAUUUGGAUUUUACCAAACUCUGUAGCUGAAAAUUUUAUUGUUGAUCAUUUUAAUUCUUUAUAAUACUCACAACUUAUGAGAUGUAAUGAGCAAUAGGAAUAAAAUAAGCUGGGGAAAUAUCUAAAGUACAGUGAAAAUAUGAUGGAAGACAACUUUGUAUUUGAGAAUUACAGGUGAUAGCUUGAUUGUAUUUUAAUAGCCAAAAAUUUGACAAGAAAUCAUUGCUUGCCAUACAGUGUGCACAGUUAGAUUUAGUUCCUCCACAGUUAAAAUUAAGAUGGCAAAUUGGAGAUAUGUACUCAGAUAUAAAAUAUAUCAAAAUGUUAAGGAAAGGUGGAAGUUUUCAUGAAUCAUUUAAUGAGAUGAAAUUUUUCAGUAGCCUACACAAAAUAAAGAUGUCCUGAAACACAUUGUAUAGUAUUUUAAUGACUUCAAAGUGUCUUCAGAUGCGAUGUGUAGGAUGUAAUAGAAAACUAGGUUUAAUCAGAGAGAGUCUUAUUUUUAGGGUGUAUUUUAAUGACUUCAGAGAGGCGUCAUAUUUGAGCUGUAGGCUGUAAAAAAGUUGGUUUAAUUGGAGAAGGCUUGUUUUUAUGGUAAAAGUAGCUUUUGUCCUUUUAAGUCGAGAGAUAUUUCAUUACAAGGCAGACAGAGGCCAAAUCUUUCCCAACAAAUAGAGGCACUAUUGUUUUAGAGGAAUCUGGUUCAGUAUUUGUACUUCUUUUCAGGUAAUACAAGUUAUCUGGUUGCAUAAAACUUUUUGUGCUUUAUGUUCAUUGGUCAGUGUUUCAUAAAAGAAAAUGUUUAUCUUGAUGAAGUAUCUUUAAACUGAUUUAACUAUUGUGGUUAAGCUUGUUCUUCCAGAUGUAUUUUUUGACUAAAAUUGUCAUAGCACCUUAAUAUGUUUCUGUUUCUAUAGUUCAAAUAUUGUGCAUUACAUUACUACUUUGUAGCAAGUGCUCCACCAAGACCAUUUUUACAGACUUGUGUUACUUGGUCCAUUUUCUUAACAUGCAUUUAGCUAUGAAAAUUAGGCUUUGUGCAUCUCCUAUAGCAUUUCUUGUCGUACUUCACUCUCACAAGACCUUGCAUCAAAAUUUUGUCAUCCCCAAUUUUUUUUUUUAUUAUUAUUAAAGAAUUGUGGGCAGCUAAAUAUUAAUGAAACUAAUUUUUGAAUUUUUGUUCAGCUGUUGUUGACAUUUUGCUUUGUGCUAAAUUAUUUAUAGUCCCUGAGAAAAAGUACUUUUUAUGUGCUGUUUGUUGGACCUUUGCACAUUUGCUAAAACGGUUUUUAAAAAACCACCAUGAUUUUCAUAUAAAUGUUAAGUAUAUACCCACCGCAUUUAUAGUUUCCAGAUAGGAUUUUUAAGUUGAAAAAUACUACAACGUGGGUAUACUCUAAUGGCUUUUAUGCUUAUAAAUUUUUUGCAUUUUCCGUUAAAUAUUUUACAGGACUUGUUUGCCAAAUCAAAAGGUAUUUAUUAGUUUUUUUACUUGAAUGAUGUUUUUGUCUACCUAUAUAUUUUACUGGGAUUACUAUUGUACUGUAUAUGAUAGCACCAUUUUUCAAAUAAAAGCUCAUGAUUAUCAUGAAGUAAAUCAUUCUAGUUGUCACAUUUUUGUUACACUACAGUAUGUUAUAGCCACUGUGUAUGGUCAAUGUCAUUUGCGUUAUGUUUUGUAUGAGUAAAUGGUAUGUAUGUAUAUACAGUAUAUAUAUAUCUUGAUGAUGUAAAUAAUGGUUACAACUACCAACAUUUUGUAUCUGGGGAGUUGAAUAAAUGUAUGUUGAACUGA
Messenger RNA from Macrobrachium nipponense, 7065 nucleotides. Its product is annotated as transmembrane protein 120 homolog. The coding region runs from base 87 to 1535 and encodes 482 amino acids. The record is from RefSeq and is a predicted model, not a curated record. The transcript is spliced from 11 exons. Lineage: Eukaryota; Metazoa; Arthropoda; Malacostraca; Decapoda; Palaemonidae. Gene Ontology annotation, cellular component: membrane.